UCAAGAAACAUUGGUAUCGGUAUCAUUUCGAGCGACCACAUCCAUCGGCCAUAUGACCGAACAAUAUCUGAUUCUCAAUGCGUCCGCUCAACGAAGCCAUGGACAUUGAGUAAAGCCCUUCUCUUGUUGAUUCACCAGGGAAAAAAGAAGGGAGGGUCGGUCUCCCCAUGGCUCCCACUCUCACCUCCAACUCAUUCCUCCUCACAACUCCUCCACGCUCUAAGCUCAACCCCCUCAAGAAUUCCAGGCUCACCGUCUUUGCCAAGAAGUCCGGUCCCGGUCCGUUCCCUCCGUUUCGGCUCGGCAAGGCCUUGGAGGCGGAAGAACCGACGUCCAGGGAGAAUGGGGACGAUGGUCCGGCCAAUUUCAAUCCGUUCCGGUUCAACUUCGCGAAGAUCCCGGAUGUGAAGUCGCCGGUCCCCGUCGUGAGCAACAAGUCUUCGGGGUUGUCGUUUGGGAACACCAGGAGGAAGGACCCUGGGAUGGUGUUUGUGGCGGGGGCAACGGGCCAAGCUGGUAUCCGCAUUGCGCAGCAGUUGCUGAGGGAAGGUUUCAGCGUGAGGGCAGGUGUGCCAGAGCUCGGCGCUGCCCAGGAGUUGGCUCGCCUGGCCGCCCAAUACAAGAUAAUAUCAAAUGAAGAAUUGAAACGCCUGAACGCUGUUGAAUCCACCUUCCAAGACGCGGAAUCGAUCGCGAAAGCCAUUGGAAAUGCGAGCAAAGUGGUGGUCACCAUCGGACCCGCCGAGUAUGGCCCCACCACGGAAGUCACCACCGUGGAUGCCUUGCAGGUGGUCCAAGCUGCCAAGUUGGCGGGAGUCGGUCACGUGGCGAUCGUCUACGACGGGAACACGGCCACGUCCACAUACAAUGUGCUGGACGGCAUCUCCUCGUUCUUCAACAGCUUCUUCUCACGGUCGCAGCCGCUGACGAUGCCCGAGUUCUUACAGAAGCUAGCGGAAGUCGACGUGAGCUUCACGCUCAUCAAGACGAGUUUGACCGAGGAUUACUCACCGGAGAGUUCCUAUAGCAUUGUGGUGGCGGAAGAGAGAAGAGGUGGUGCAAACAACUACAAAGUUGCAAAGUCUCAGAUAGCAGUGCUGGUCGCCGGUGUUUUCUCCAACACAGCUGUGGCAGAGAACAAGGUGGUGGAAGUUUCGACGGAUCCAUCAGCUCCUUCACGGCCUAUAGAUGAGCUCUUCAGUGCCAUUCCUGAGGAUGGAAGAAGGAAAGAGUACAAAGCGGUGCUUGCGAAAGCAAAAGCCGAGGAAGAGGCCCAAAUAGCUGCUGAGAAAGCCCAGGAAGCGGCUGAGGCUGCAAAGAAGCUCGAGGUAGAAGUGAAGAAGCUCUCGGAGCAGGAGGCCAAGGCCGCGAGUCUCGCAGAAGAAGCCAAAGAGAAGGCGGAGGCUGCUGGGAUUUCGAUGGACGGCCUACUCGGCAAAGCCAAGGACUUCAGAGCGGGUCUAAACUUUGACAAGCUUGGCUCUGACCUUGCGAACUCUAUGCAGAGUUCGGUGGAGAAGCCGAAUGUGCAGAUUGCUACAGUGAGAGGGCAGGCCAGGGCUCGGAUCUUAACUCCACAGAAAGCGCUGAUCAAGCAGCCUCGUCCCACCCCGAAACCGAAGCCUGCUCCUGCUUCGAGUCCAAAAGUGGCAAAGGAGGAGCCGAAACAGCAGGCCGAGACUAAGAAGGAAGUGAGGAAGGUGUUUGGUGGACUGUUUCAGCAAGAGACCAUCUACAUCGAUGAUGACUGAGAAAAAGAAGAUCGGUCUUAUUGGUUUUGCGUAUAGUAUGUCGUUAUCUAGCAUUUGUUUAUCGCGGUUGAAUUUGAACGUGUAAUUAAGAGAUUCAUGAGUUGAAUAAAACAAAGUAGUAUUUUGUGGAA
This is a messenger RNA of Syzygium oleosum, 1882 nucleotides long. RefSeq names its product protein PLASTID TRANSCRIPTIONALLY ACTIVE 16, chloroplastic. The record is from RefSeq and is a predicted model, not a curated record. Bases 168 to 1751 code for a protein of 527 amino acids. The transcript has 5 exons. Lineage: Eukaryota; Viridiplantae; Streptophyta; Magnoliopsida; Myrtales; Myrtaceae.